GCGAAGUUGAAGGCUGGGCGCGGAUAACAGAACGCUAUGGUGGUUAAAAGGGACGUAGAACAAUUCAAUUGACAUUUUAGCUACAUAUAAUAGUUACUGGAAAUCUGUUUUGAAUAAUACAACAUUUUUAAAUCAACCAUUUUUUUCCUCUCUUCGGGUUAAAAGGCCUUUUUUUGGGAGUCUAUUCGCCACAGUCUCUGCGUACCGACCCGCUACCAGUCAGUGUUGCGCGACGUGAAACAUUUUCAUCUGGGCAGGAGAGGAUUUCUUCCCUUCUCGUCUGCGUGUUGGAUAUCACACGGAUUUGAUCGGAAUAUAUAUUUAAAACAAGUUGGAUCAUCAAUUUAGCCAAAUCGUUUAGCUAAAUGAGUAUAAUCUUCGUGGUGAUCUCUCCGAUCAGAUGUCAGAAAUACACAUGACAGUACCAGCCACACCAAAAAUAUAUGACUGUGUCUAGUUGUCUAACGUUAGUUGGCCUUUGGGGAAAUGUAAGGUUACUUUAGCUGCGUUUCAUGGAUUUGUAAAAUCCUAUCAUAAAAAGCGUGCUAGAUAGUUGUUUUGAAGUGUAUAUAUAUAUAUAUAUUUUCUUUCUUUCGUGAAUGCUGUUUUGCUUGUUAGUUCUGGUUCAUGUCUGAUGACUGUAGGUAACGUUACUGUAGCCCAGUACAGAGGAGACUCGGAUGUCGAAAUAAAACGUUUUGGCAAUCAAAAACAAUAGCUAGCUGGGUCCUAAAGUAGACAGACAACUUUAGAUAUUUUCAUAGCUCAUCAAUUGUUGCAAUAUUGAUGUUAGCUUGUGAUUUUUAACAUUUUUUUUUAAAUCACAUUUUUUUGUUUGUUGUUGCACUGUCUGGGACCUAAAUGACUGUUUGGACAAUCAAGGUUAGAUAAAACAAAUCAUGAAUAUCAACUGUUAAACCAAGAAGACAUUUAUUCAGCCAUCGUAUUUGAUUAUGUUAGAUUAUUAGAUAGUCCGGGCGAAUGUGCUCGUCGAGCUCACAGAUUGAAGGGGGUGAAAUAAGGAGAAGUUCUUGGAGAAACCGCCCGUCCCAAUUAAUCCCACCAGCCAUGGCAGUCCUGGGCCGAACGUCGGGGCUGGCACCGGGGCUGGCACUGGGGCUGUUCGGCAUCCUGGGCCGAACGUCGGGGCUGGCACCGGGGCUGGCACCAGGGCUGUUCGGCAUCCUGGGCCGAACGUCGGGGCUGGCACCGGGGCUGGCACCAGGGCUGUUCGGCAUCCUGGGCCGAACGUCGGGGCUGGCACUGGGGCUGUUCGGCAUCCUGCUCCUCAGUCCCGUCGCUGCUGCCCAGAGUGAGGAGCGUGAGUGUGCGUUCAACGACCAGCAGCAGCAGUAUGAGGAGCAGCGUGUGGGAGCAGUGGGAGGAGCAGGAGACUGGCCUAUGACCAGAGAGAAUACUACUAUACGCUGCAGUAAGGGCUCUCGAUGCUAUGGACUGUGGGAGAAGACUAGAGACGGAGAGAUACACCUGGUCAAACAGGGAUGCUGGACUCACAUCGGGGACCAGCAGGAGUGCCAUGACGACCGUUGCGUGGUUACCACCACUCCGUCUCAGAUCCAGAACGGGACGUAUAGGUUCUGCUGCUGUAGCACCAACAUGUGUAACGUCAACUUCACCGAGGACUUCCCCCCGCCCAGCCCCACCUCUGCACAGCUAUACCCACGGCCGCUGUACCGCGAGGAGACCAUCGUGAUCGCCCUGGCGUCUGUCUCCAUAGUAGCGGUGCUGAUCGUGGCGCUGUUCUUUGGGUACCGCAUGCUGAGUGGAGACAGGAAACAGGGACUACACAACAUGGACAUGAUGGAGGCCGCAGACUCAGAACCCAGCCUCGACCUGGACAGCCUUAAACUACUAGAGCUGAUUGGUCGAGGGCGAUAUGGCUCCGUGUAUAAGGGUUCUCUAGACGAGCGUACCGUGGCGGUCAAGAUGUUCACCUACCAGAACCGGCAGAACUUUGUCAACGAGCGAGCCAUCUACCGUGUCCCCCUGCUGGAGCACGAUAACAUCGCACGCUUCAUCGUAGGAGACGAGAGACUCACAGCCGACGGACGCGUGGAGUACCUACUGGUCAUGGAAUAUUACCCUCAUGGUUCUCUGUGUCAGUACCUGAGUCUGCAGACAGGAGACUGGGUCAGCUGUUGUCGCCUCACACACUCUGUCACACGGGGGUUGGCCUACCUGCACACUGAGCUGCUGAGAGGAGACAUCUACAAGCCAGCCAUAUCUCACAGAGACCUGAAUAGCAGGAAUGUUCUAGUAAAGAAGGAUGGGACAUGUGUGAUCAGUGACUUUGGUCUGUCCAUGAAGCUGACAGGGAACCGCCUGGUCAGGCCUGGAGAGGAGGAGAACGCUGCCAUCAGUGAGGUGGGUACAGUCCGAUACAUGGCCCCAGAGGUUCUGGAAGGAGCGGUGAACCUGAGGGACUGUGAGUCGGCUCUGAAGCAGGUGGACAUGUACGCCCUGGGGCUCAUCUACUGGGAGACCUUCAUGAGGUGUACUGACCUCUUCCCAGGAGAGACGGUGCCCGACUACCAGAUGGCGUUCCAGGCCGAGGCAGGGAACCACCCCUCCUUUGAGGACAUGCAGGUCCUGGUGUCCAGAGAGAAAGAGAGACCCAAGUUCCCCGAGGCCUGGAAAGAGAACAGUCUGGCGGUGCGGUCCCUAAAGGAGACCAUGGAGGACUGUUGGGACCAGGAUGCUGAGGCCAGGCUGACCGCUCAGUGUUCAGAGGAGCGCAUGGCUGAACUACUGCUGAUCUGGGACAGGACCAAGUCUGUCAGCCCCACGGUUAACCCUAUGACCACCACACUGCAGAACGAGAGGAACCUGUCCCACAGCCGCAGGGGUCCUAAAGUCAGCCCCUACCCAGACUACUCCUCCUCCUCCUACAUCGAGGACCACGAGGGCCACACGGUGAAGAACCUUCCUGGGGGGGACACCUCUGUAUCGGGUACCUCCUCCGUCGGCGUCCUGGGUGGAACCGGCAGUGUACCCGCAGGCCCAGAGAAGAACCGAAACUCCAUCAACGCCGAGCGUCAGCAGGCUCAGGCCCGUCUGCCCAGCCCGGAGAGCAGCGGCACCAGCCUCUCCACACCCAACACCGUCAUGACCACCAUCUCUGAGUCGGGUCAAGGGGAGGACUCAUCCGGCCCACUAGGUGGCACUGUGCUGGGGCUGGUGGUGCCGGUGUGUCUGCAGCUGACCCAGGAGGACUUGGAGACCACCAAGCUGGACCCUAGAGAGGUUGACAAGAACCUGAAAGAAUCUUCUGAUGAGAACCUUAUGGAGCACAGCCAGAAACAGUUCUCUGCUCCAGACCCGCUCAGCUCUGGGUCUUCCUCCCUGCUCUACCCCCUCAUCAAGCUGGCUGCGGAGGUGACUGGGGCCGGGCCUGGGGCCCAGGGAGGGUCUGGGACCGGGGCCAGUGGGAUGGGGGACCCUCCAGCUACUAUGUUCCCCCUGCCCAAACAGCAGAACCUCCCCAAGCGGCCCACCAGCCUACCACUCAACACCAAGGCCAAGGAGGGCUCUGGUUCCUCCAGGCUGAAGUCUGGGAAACACCGGUCCAACCUGAAGCAGGUAGAGACGGGCGUGGCCAAGAUGAACACGGUCGCCCCAGCGGCAGAGCCACGCCUUGUUAACGUCACCAACAACGGGCCAACGGCCGUAGGAAACGGGGUGCGGAGCGGCGUAAGCGUCGUGGUCGUCAACGGUUACCUGAACGGAGGUGUGGCCUCUUCAGCUGGAGGCGGGACUCCUUACGGGACUACCAAUCCGGCGGGCCCUCAGGGGGAGUUGGGCGGAGCGACACCCUUGUUACAGACCCAGCUCAGCGGAGAGGACAGUAGACUCAACAUCAACUCCAGUCCUGAUGAACAUGAACCACUGCUAAGGAGAGAGCAGCCCGCCCCAUGUGACCAGAGACCAACCAAUCACCUGGCGGGCCGCACCAACACCAACAACAACAACAACCGUCUGGUGAUCACAUGUCCAUCUGUAGAGGGACAGCCUGAACCCCUCACCUUUGUCCCCAUACCUAGACCUGUCUCUGUACCCAAACCCAUCUCCGUACCUGUCACUGCCCCUCUCACUGCCCAACUACCAGACCCAGCCCCAGUCUCAACCCCAGUCCCAGCCCCAGUCCCAGCCCCAGUCUCAACCCCAGUCCCAGCCCCAGCCCCAGUCCCAGCCCCAGUCCCAGCCCCAGUCGUCCCAGUCUCAACCCCAGCCCCAGUCUCAGUCCCAGUCUCAACCCCAGUCCCAUUCUCAACCCCAACCCCAGUCUCAGUCCCAGUCUCAACCCCAGUCCCAGUCCCAUUCUCAACCUCAGCCCCAGCGGCCCUCAGACAGCCCAAACCCAGACGACCUGAGAGACCCUGCUCCCUGGACCUGUCUGGCUCCUCACACAACAGCUCUUCAGGUGAUGGUUCGUCGCUGGACGGCCAGGGAGGGUCAGGUGAGAAGAUCAAACGUCGUGUCAAGACACCGUACUCCCUGAAGAGGUGGCGCCCCUCCACCUGGGUGGUCUCCAUGGAUACGCAGGUUGGAGAGGUUAACAACAACGGAACCUGUCGCUCCAAGUCCUCCACUGCCGUCUACCUGGUAGGAGGUGGGACUACCACAGCCACCAUGACCUCUGACCCCUGUGACCCUGGCAUGACCUGCCUGUGAACCCUGACCCCUGGAGGAGGGUGUGAUAACAGGUGGGCAGUGUGUUGCAGAAAUGCCAGCUGCCUGUUUGCCAACUACACCCAGCUGGCUACUAACCUUGAUGUGGUCGGCUACUUCAAUGACUUUAACAAAUUGGGGUGUAUCAGAUAUCACCAAAUGUGGUUUUCUUUUGGGGG
This is a messenger RNA of Oncorhynchus gorbuscha (pink salmon), 4868 nucleotides long. RefSeq names its product bone morphogenetic protein receptor, type II b (serine/threonine kinase) (gene bmpr2b). Gene Ontology annotation, cellular component: plasma membrane; signaling receptor complex. The transcript has 13 exons. The coding region runs from base 982 to 4692 and encodes 1236 amino acids. Gene Ontology annotation, biological process: protein phosphorylation; cellular response to growth factor stimulus; BMP signaling pathway. The record is from RefSeq and is a predicted model, not a curated record. Gene Ontology annotation, molecular function: transforming growth factor beta receptor activity; ATP binding. Lineage: Eukaryota; Metazoa; Chordata; Actinopteri; Salmoniformes; Salmonidae.